AUGGCGCACUGCUGGACUGUCACACGACUCUCCACUCUCACUAUUGUCAUCGCCUCGCCCGCCUUGAGCUGCCUCACCCUUGGCAUACAACACUUGUGCUCCGAGCUCCUGGAAGUAAACAAGGCCUCAGAGGAAGACUUCGACACGACUGUGUAUCUAAGUUACUUGUCAUUUGUUAGAAUGUUCGAGGAAGCUGGUGGUGAUAAGGAGAAAGAUGCCAUAAAUGAUCUGAAGCAGCAUGCCAUGGCGCAGAAGAAACUUAUCCAGGAUGUGAGGAACAGCUUGUACUACUCGUCUGCGGUGGCGCUAGAUGAGCUGGGGGACUCUGACGCCAUUGCGACCGAUGGCGAGGACGACAUCAUCAAUCCAACCGCAUCGUCAUCACUUUCACUGCUGGACGAUCUCCUGUUGGAGAAGCGGAUGGAGCAGGCCGUUGAGAUCCUGGAGCAGGAACUCCAACGGAUGCAGGAGAGCGACGUCGUGGCGGCGGCGUCCCGCAUGUCCGCAGUGUUGGCAAGGAAGGCCAGCGUCGCCGACCGCCUCGCGUCCGUCGCGGAGCACCCACGUACACCGCGGCCGGAGCUCCUCCGGGCGCUUACGGGGCUCUGCAGGCUCGGCGAGAAGCGGCGAGCGAACGGCCUGCUCCUGGGGUUCUACAGGGCAAGCGUCCGCCGCCGCGUCGACGAGAGCCUGAGGCUGAAGCAGCCUGGGAAUGGGAAGCACAGCUACCUGAUGCACAUAGUGCGCACGGUGCUGUCCACCGUUGUCGAGGCGUCGAGAAGCGCGGCCCUGCUGCAGCUGCAGCCGUCGGCCGAGAUGGAACGGUGGGCGAGGGAGGAGAUGGAGGACCUGGGGGUGGCGAUCCGCGAGUUCAUCUUCAUGGCAGCAGCGCCGUCAAGCAAGCUGGCCCUGACGCUGGAAGCUGCAAGAUGCGCCCUCGACUACGUCCCUCUGCUGGAUCGGCAUCAGGCGGAGUAUCUGAGGGAGGUUCUGGCACAAUGCAUGGAGGAGGCGCUGGCCAUGUACGCCGGCCAUCUCAGGGAGGUCAUCCGCCUGCUGGCCAGCGACGGCGCGUCCAUGGUGCUGGGGCGGUUCCUCGUCUCGGGGGUGCUGAGGACAAGAAAGCAUCCGGAGAUGGAGGAGCUGAGCUGCUGCCUGCUUACGACCAGCGGGAGGAAGGUGGCCACACUGAUGCAGGACGUGGUGGAGGACGUGUCGCCGCUGCUGGGUCUCGGGACAGGGAUGACCUCCCUCUCACUGCUCCAGCUUCUCGCUGAGCUCCUACGAGAGUACAUGCUGCAGCUUCUCGCGGUCGCGGCGGCUGCUGCCAACGAUGACAUGACGAUGGUCUCCGUGCUGAUCAACUGCACGACGCUUCUGUCCCUCUUCCCGCUCGUCGCUCGCCGCAUCUUCACCGCAACGUCAGCUGCUGCAUCUCAACAAGAGGAUUUUGAUUUUCCACCCUCACAAGCUUUCGACGGCCUCAUCCUCUCCAUCAAAGAAGCCGCGGGCCAAGUAUGGACAUGCUUCUGCCACCACUUCAUACGCCACACCGUCGUCAUGUCGUCAAACCCCCUCCUACACAUACGCAGCAACAGUACUCAUGCCUUUGACGCCAUUAUGCCUUCAUCUGCUUUUCAGGUGUUUUUCCUACGGGUGAGGCAGCUGAAUGGCACAUACGGUGCCAUCUUAACCGGAGAGGAUGGCACAAUGAAGAAACUGUUGCAGGAGUUGAUGGAGGCUAUGAUGCUCUGCCUCUCUGACAACCUAGACUCUUGGAUCCAUCAAGCAUCCCAUGUCGUCCCACAGGACACACUCCUUCAGCAGAUCCAGCUAGACGUCCAUUUUCUACUAGAAGUUGCACAGUUUGGAGGCUUCUCCUCCGACGAUUUCAGGAAUGCUGCACUGUGCUUGCUCAGGAAAGCACAAGAACUAGCGCCAUCUUGUUCUUUGGAGCAGCAGCAGGAAGAGGGGUGGGCUGCCGAUGCUGCAAGGCAUGCAGUGCAGGUGCUGAUGGGGUCUCAGGCUCAGCAAAACAGCUGCAGUACUGUCUCACUGCAGGAAGGCGAAGCAGGUGAUGAGACGCAGCCAGAUGCUUCUUCACAACAUCAAGUCGGAGCUUGCAGCGAUGGCAAAUCCAGCGAUGAGUUUGUCAGCCUCGAGGAUGAAGCCCUUGUUGAUUCAGCGGAGGAGGACAGCAGUUGCUCGCAGGAUGGCGGUCCUGUGUCCCCUACCUCUGCUCCAAUGAUGGCUGUUGCGAGCAGGCAGCAGUUGGCGAGCACCACCACUACUCCCGCUGCAGCCGCAAAUCAGAAAGGCAAUAGCAGAAGAAAGGAAGCGAGAGAGGGCAAGGGCAUGGUCAGCAGCAGGCCACGGUGGCAUUAA
This is a messenger RNA of Oryza brachyantha (malo sina), 2385 nucleotides long. Its product is annotated as exocyst complex component EXO84C-like. Gene Ontology annotation, cellular component: exocyst. Bases 1 to 2385 code for a protein of 794 amino acids. The transcript is spliced from 5 exons. The record is from RefSeq and is a predicted model, not a curated record. Gene Ontology annotation, biological process: Golgi to plasma membrane transport; exocytosis; intracellular protein localization. Lineage: Eukaryota; Viridiplantae; Streptophyta; Magnoliopsida; Poales; Poaceae.